AUGGCCUCCUUCAGCAACAUUGUCGAGAUCGAGCGAGACGGCGAACUUCUCCUCCACGUGGGCGCCGAGACAAGCGAGACGGCCGUGACCUACCGCGUGUGCCCGCGCGCGCUGGCACGCGCGGCCAAGUUCUUCCAGACGCUCCUGUACGGGCCCUGGGCCGAGGGCAAGCGACCCGACGGCGACUGGGUCGUGGAACUGCCAGAGGACAAGCCGUCGGUCGUGGUGCAGAUCCUUCUGGUCGUGCACAGCCAGUUUGACAAAGCCUUCGCCGACGGGUCCGGUGUCAAGCAUGGGGGCUUGGCGGCGCUGUACGAUGUUGCCGUGCUCUCGGACAAAUACGACCUCGUCCACCUGCUGCGGCCGUGGCUCCCGCGCUUGAAGGGUGAGUCCAGGCCAAAUCCAGGACCAGAUAUCUAUUCAAUGGAAGGGAACGUGUUCAAACUUGAACGUAUGUAUAGAGUUUCUAUCGAAAAAGACCUAUUUGUGGCAUGGGAGAUCGGCGGCAGUGCUCGUGUUCGCCAGUGCAUCACAGACAUCGCAUUACGCAGCAGGUGGAUGAAGGGCAAACUUGUGCACGCAUCACGGUCCAGCUUAUGCGACCUUUUCCUGCAUGUCAUGGAACCGACUGGAGUUCGAGAUAUCAUCGCCAAGACACGACGCGCUAUCGUCUCGAGCAUCUUGAAGCAUCUUGAGAAGGCGAUCAGCAACCUCGCCGACUCCAACGGCAAGUUUGCCUCGGAUUCAUACCUGUGCUGCAAGCUAUAUAACAGCGCGAAUUCCGAUUGGCGCAAGUGCCACGCAACGGUACUGGGUAGUCUCAUCCAAGGACUGGCGAAGUUGUUGAUCAGGGAAUUGAAUGAAAUUAAGGUUUUGCGGCACACGAGCCAUACUCGUUGCAAACAAGAGGGAGUAUGGCUGGAUCCGCAACGGGAGCCGAAGCUCUUCGAUUUCGAACCCAAGGUAGAAUUCCACGACGCACAAACACAGCAUCUGAAGACGCAGGCAAGGAAAUCGGGGAUUAACGACCUCUAA
Molecule: messenger RNA, 1035 nt
Organism: Neoarthrinium moseri
Lineage: Eukaryota; Fungi; Ascomycota; Sordariomycetes; Amphisphaeriales; Apiosporaceae
Exons: 3
Coding region: 1-1035 (344 amino acids)
Source: RefSeq, a predicted model, not a curated record